AUGCAUGGGAUCAUCCUUGUCGUUACUAUUCUCAUUCUCAAAAGAAAUUCUCCCGUACAGGCUCUUCGGCUAGGAGAUAUGGAGGCAAAAAGCACAAUUGGAUCCAUUGAUUUCAAAUCAAAGGAUGGAGGAACAUUGAGAACCACAAGCUUCAAGAAGAGGGAUUUGGGCAGAAGUACUGUUGAUGAAUCUGAUUGUGGCUUCAACAAGAUCAUGAAGCCAGCAAAGAUAAACCUCCAAACAAUCAAGAAUUUGGUUAUGAAUGGAAGGAACUUAGAUGUGGUCAAUAAAGUACUGGAUCAUAGAGCAAUUUCUUCAUCUGAUCAUAGUGAGGGUUUUGCCGCUGAAACCAAGUUGCAAAAAAGUUACAGGAGUUAUCGGACCCGUAGAAAUCUUGCUGAUUGUGCUGUUGUUGUGGAAGAGCUAUGGAGCAAGGCAUUAGACUUUGCAGCCCUUCGACGAAGUUCGAUAUCAUUCUUUGACUCUCAUAGACCAGAAACUGCCGUUUCACGAUGGGCUCGGGCUCGCACUAGUGCAGCCAAAGUUGGGAAGGGUUUGUCCAAGAGUGAGAAGGCUCAGAAAUUAGCAUUGGGACAUUGGCUUGAAGCUAUUGAUCCACGACAUCGUUAUGGCCACAAUUUGCAGUUGUACUACAGUGUCUGGUUUGCUAGUGAAAGUCGGCAACCUUUCUUGUACUGGUUGGACGUCGGCGAUGGGAAAGAAAAAGAGAGGGAAGAAUACGAAGUGAUUGUGGAGGCUGGAAAGCUUAUUUUCAAAAAAAGCAGGCUUCCUGUGCACACUAUUGAUGGCAAUAAAUGGAUAUUUGUUCUUGGUACGUCUAGGAAAUUGUAUGUUGGGAAGAAGCAGAAAGGCCUAUUUCAGCACUCUAGUUUUUUGUCCGGUGGUGCUGCCAUCGCUGCUGGCAGAUUGGUUGCCCGUGGUGGGGUUCCUGAGGCUAUAUGGGCCUACAGCGGUCAUUAUCGCCCAUCAGAAGAGAAUUUCCUGGAAUUCAUUGUUUUCUUAGAGGAACAGCAUGUAGACUUGACUAACGUUAAGAAGUGUCCCAUAGACGACGACAUCCCGCCUCCCAAAGUUACUUCCGAGAAGGAGGUUCAUACAGAAAAGAAAGAUUCCAUAUCCAUUGAAAAUAUUUCAUCUCAACGUGUUAAUGUAGAGGUGGGUGCAAAUGGGCGCCACAUCAGGGCCAUUUUUAAACCAAAUGAAGAAAACAGAGAGGCAUCAAUAUUUGAAUUUGGCAAGCUUUGUGCGCGCAAAAGGACAAGCGAGAAAACUCAGCAGAUAAGCUACGAUUCCAGGCACUUGAACAGGCUAACUUAUCACCAAAAGUCAUGCCAGGAGGCUUUGCAAGCAGCUGUCCAAUCCCUUCACCGGGACCAACUCCGAGAAUCCAUCUGUCCCCCAGACGUAGGACUUGCUAGCCCAAGG
Molecule: messenger RNA, 1446 nt
Organism: Dovyalis caffra
Lineage: Eukaryota; Viridiplantae; Streptophyta; Magnoliopsida; Malpighiales; Salicaceae
Source: the annotation of a GenBank genome assembly